AAAAAUUAAACACAUUACACGGCUGUACUAGUAGUCUGCAAGUUGUCAUUCAUUUUGUUUUUUAAACAAGAUAACUUCAAUAAUGGCUAGGGUAUUAAUUUUAUUGUCUGUUAUUUUGUUCAGUGUCUAUAUGACAGAACAAGCAUACUUUUUGGAAAAAGACUACAUCAACAAAAUCAAUGAAAAAGCAUCAACAUGGACGGCUGGUUUCAAUUUCGAUCCAUCCACACCGAAAGAAGACAUUUUAAAGCUCUUAGGAUCAAAAGGUGUACAAACUCCAAGCAAAAUUAACCUCAAAAUGUACAAAUCAGAAGAUGAAAACUAUGAUAAUCUUUUUGGCAGAAUUCCAAAGAAAUUUGAUGCAAGGAAAAAAUGGAGACAUUGUACGACUAUUGGAAAAGUCCGAGACCAAGGAAAUUGUGGAAGUUGUUGGGCCUUAUCUACAAGCUCAGCGUUUGCUGACCGUCUAUGUGUAGCUACCAACGGAGAUUUCAAUCAAUUAUUGUCCGCAGAAGAACUAACUUUCUGCUGUCACAAGUGUGGAUAUGGCUGUAAUGGAGGAUACCCAAUAAAAGCAUGGGAACGUUUUAAGAAACACGGUCUUGUCACUGGAGGAGAGUAUAAAUCAGGAGAGGGCUGUGAACCAUACAGAGUUCCUCCUUGCCCAUAUGAUGAAUAUGGAAACAAUACUUGCUCUGGAAAACCGAUGGAACAAAAUCAUAGAUGUACAAGAAUGUGUUACGGAGAUCAAGACCUUGAUUUUGAUGACGACCACAGAUACACAAGAGACUCGUAUUACCUUACAUAUGGAAGUAUCCAAAAAGACGUUAUGACUUAUGGUCCCAUUGAAGCAUCUUUCGACGUUUAUGACGAUUUCCCCAGUUACAAGUCAGGAGUUUACGUUCGAUCGGAAAAUGCUUCAUAUUUAGGAGGACAUGCAGUAAAAUUGAUUGGAUGGGGUGAAGAAUACGGAACCCCAUAUUGGUUGAUGAUGAAUUCAUGGAACGAGCAAUGGGGUGACCAAGGUCUUUUCAAAAUUCGACGAGGCACAAAUGAAUGUGGAAUCGAUAAUUCGACUACUGGUGGUGUACCAGUAACUAAUUAAAUGCAUCAUUAGUUCAAACAAUGUUAAAUAUUUUAUGAUAAAAUAAAAAAAAUUGUUAUCAUUCAAA
This is a messenger RNA of Aphis gossypii (cotton aphid), 1172 nucleotides long. Its product is annotated as cathepsin B. Gene Ontology annotation, biological process: regulation of catalytic activity. Gene Ontology annotation, cellular component: lysosome. The record is from RefSeq and is a predicted model, not a curated record. Gene Ontology annotation, molecular function: cysteine-type endopeptidase activity. Lineage: Eukaryota; Metazoa; Arthropoda; Insecta; Hemiptera; Aphididae. The transcript has 6 exons. The coding region runs from base 83 to 1105 and encodes 340 amino acids.